Bursaphelenchus okinawaensis is the source of this 1350-nucleotide messenger RNA. The record is from the annotation of a GenBank genome assembly. Lineage: Eukaryota; Metazoa; Nematoda; Chromadorea; Rhabditida; Aphelenchoididae.
AUGGUGUUCGGGCUCAAGUCCAAGGAUCGAAAGUCCGCCAAUGAUCUGGAGAAAUGUAAGCGAUGAGAGGUUGCUUUUCUUUUGUUUAUAUUGUUUUUAGAGAUAAGAGUUUGAUGUUAUUUAUGUUUAGAUAAUAAACGAAUAUUUGGAGUGAAUUUGAACGAAGCUGUAGCUAACGGAGCUGUUUCUGGCUCGGUUAGGGUUCCAAGAAUCGUCUGGGAGUGCGUGAGUCAUGUGAAUCAACACGGUAAGUGGUUUUGUAUCUUUUUGUUGGCGUUUAGAUCGCUUUCUGCUUUAUCAUAGGGUUAAAACUGCUCAAUGACAUCUAUGUUAACAUGCUUUGGCUGUUUUUAACUUUCAAUUGCUCAUCCUAACGUUUUUCUACAGAUAAUAAUGCCUUUUAUCUUAAAUUUGAGCUUUAGGGUUAAAUGUGGAAGGUAUAUAUCGAAUAUCAGCGUCUAAAUCAAAGCUGGAUGAGCUGGAAAGGUUGGCUGAUGCUGGAAAUCAGAUGAGCUUUGAUGAUGUUCAUAAUGCAGCUGGGUUAUUGAAGAGGUUCCUGAGGCAAUUACCCACUCAUGUGCUUGUGAAUGUCAGGAAGAGUUGUGAAGAGGUUGCCAGUUGUAAGUUUGAGACUAAUUACUUUUGUGUAUAGUGUUUUAGGUAUUUAAUCAGUUUUAGAUAAUUACUUCGUAUUUUUGGUUUUGAACAUAAUUUCUUGGCAUUUUAUCAUAGUUUUUUAAUAAUAUGAGCAAAAAGAAUAUGUUUUGACACAAAAUCUAAAUUGAAUUUAAAAUUCAAGCUAUUUUUUAAUAUUUUUAGCUUGCCAAUGUAACUUUGACUCUCCUUGUCGAUGUGAUACUGUCAACCAAGUAUCAGCCUUACUAAAGCAAUUGCCAGUAGAAAAUUAUCAUUUGUUAUCCAUAGUGUUUGUUCAUGCUCAGCAUGUUGUCCAAAAUGUACGUUUUUGGCUCUUUUUUCUAUUUUUGUUACCUAAAAUUUAAAAAAUGUGGUUUUUAAACCUAAAAGGUUGAACUAUAUUGUAAUCUUUAAAUUUGUUUGAGAUUCUUAAAUGUAUUACAGAGUAAUGUAAACAAGAUGAACUUUGGAGCAUUGGGAGUGUUGUUACAAGCGAUGUUGAACUUGCCAAAACAAUUGAUUCGGUUAUUUUUGUUAAAUGCAACUACAAGAUUAUGUCCUGAUGCAGAGCCCGUAAGAACUUUAAAGUUUAUAGUUUUAUUGAGGUGACUCUAGUUAAAUUUUAAUAUAAACAUAUAAUUUAUACAUGGAUUGGAAUAAAUAUGGCUGUUUCAGAUGACCGAACUAUUCAAUGAGCCAGCGAUACUAGGGUAA